Molecule: messenger RNA, 1633 nt
Organism: Lactuca saligna
Lineage: Eukaryota; Viridiplantae; Streptophyta; Magnoliopsida; Asterales; Asteraceae
Source: the annotation of a GenBank genome assembly
AUGGCCAAUAAGGUCUCCAAUUUAUCAGAUCUGAUCCAGCGAGUCACCGGGUCCUGUUUGCUUCACCCGCUUGGUUCCGCUCGACACUACGCCGACGACAUCACGGACGACGACGAUUCAGAUUACGAAGAGCGUAGCAGGAUGGAGAAAUACUACGACGAAGACGAAGAUGAAGAUAAAAAACUGACUCCGGCGCUGGCGGUGGUGGAAGAAAGAGGAGAUGGCUAUAAAACAGAGAGACAGAUGGAAAUGGUUACGUUGAUGAAUGAAGUGUUCGAAACGGUGUCGUCUAUGAAGAAGGCGUAUGUUAGUCUUCAGGAGUCCCAUUGCCCCUGGGAUCCACGGAAAAUGAGGUCGUCUGACAUGGCAGUUGUAGCCGAGAUGAAGAGGCUAGGGGUUUUGAGAGAGAGAUUUCGGAGGAGUGUCGGCAGCGGUGUGGCGGAUGCGGUCAGGAGGAAGGUUGCCGGAGUUAUGCUGAGGGAGGUGGUAGCACCGUAUGAAGCGGCGAUGGAGAAGUUGAAGACGGAGGUGAAGAACAAGGAGGCGGAGAUAGAAAACUUAAGGGAGAAGUUAAAAACGGCCACCGUGCUCAGUAGCGGCGGAAGCGGUGGUCGGAAGAGUAGGUCUCACUCCCAUCAUCAGUCAAAGAAAAAAGUCAACUACAGUAGUCAACUCCAAGUUUUGCCGUCGCCAAUGCCGGAUGUUGCAGCCACUUUUGAAUCAAGCAUAAGUUCAGUGAAAGAAGGAUCAAAAUCGUUCACCUCGUUGCUCCUAUCGCUCAUGAAAUCGGCACACUGGGACAUCGCAGCCACCGUCAGAUCCAUCGAAGCCUCCGCCACAAACACCCCCGCCACCCCCAGAGAUUCCAUUGUCGGACCGAAUCAUGCUAAGUACGCUCUCGAAUCGUAUGUUAACCGGAAGAUUUUCCAAGGAUUUGAUCACGAGACGUUCUACAUGGACGGAAGCCUAUCGUCGCUCCUAAACCCUAACCAAUUUCGAACGGAAUGCUUCACACAAUAUCGCGACAUGAAAGCAAUGGAUCCGAUUGAGCUUCUUGGAAUCCUCCCGACAUGCCAGUUCGGAAACUUCUGCUCAAAAAAAUACCUUUCAAUUGUUCACCCGAAGAUGGAGGAAUCGUUGUUCGGAGAUUUGGAACAACGGAGUCAGAUCUUGGCCGGAAACCACCCAAGGACUCGAUUCUACGGCGAGUUCUUAGGGCUGGCGAAGGCGGUUUGGCUUCUUCAUUUGCUGGCGUUCUCUUUGGAUCCACCGCCGACUCAUUUUGAAGGAAGUAGAGGGGCGGAGUUUCAUCCGCAGUAUAUGGAAAGCGUGGUGAGGUUUCCGGGAGGGAGGGUGGCGGCGGGGCAUGUAGUCGGUUUUCCGGUGAGCCCAGGGUUUAAGGUCGGAAAUGGAUCUAUUGUAAAAGCGAGGGUGUAUGUUGUUCCUAAGAGUGAAUUAUAGGGGUGUAGAAUGUAACAUUGUGUAACUUAGUUUGGUAAUUUGAGGGCAAGAAGUAAUGGAGGGUAUGGACGUUAGUUUUGUAUGCAUUCUUGUAAAGGAGAAUGAAAGCAACAAGAGCAAUGUAUGUCUUUUAUUGCAAAUGUACAAAUUUUAACUCGUUAGUACUUCAGUG